Messenger RNA from Odobenus rosmarus divergens (Pacific walrus), 2734 nucleotides. RefSeq names its product radixin (gene RDX). The coding region runs from base 285 to 2099 and encodes 604 amino acids. Lineage: Eukaryota; Metazoa; Chordata; Mammalia; Carnivora; Odobenidae. Gene Ontology annotation, biological process: positive regulation of protein localization to early endosome; regulation of cell shape; positive regulation of early endosome to late endosome transport. The transcript has 17 exons. The record is from RefSeq and is a predicted model, not a curated record. Gene Ontology annotation, cellular component: adherens junction; filopodium; cytoskeleton. Gene Ontology annotation, molecular function: cell adhesion molecule binding; actin binding.
CAGGGGGAGGCGGGGGGCGCGGGGCAGCCCCGCCUUUCCCCCCGAGGAGCCGCCGGGCGGCCAUAUUGCGGAGCUGUCUGCGGUGGUGGCGGCGCUUCUCGUCUCCGGCGGCCCAGCGCUUCCCACCGCCGCCUCUCCCUCCCUGCUGCAGCCGCGACGCCCGGCGCCGACGCGCAGCGCCCCGGCCGCGCUUGGGGCGGGAAGGAGCCGCUCGCUCUCAGGAAAGUGACAUCAGAAUUCAUAAAAGUGAAUUUUUAAGGAAGGUGAUCAAAAAGAGAAGGACAAUGCCGAAACCAAUCAACGUAAGAGUAACCACCAUGGAUGCUGAGCUGGAAUUUGCCAUUCAGCCCAAUACUACUGGCAAACAGCUUUUUGACCAGGUGGUGAAAACAGUUGGUUUGCGUGAGGUCUGGUUUUUUGGGCUGCAGUAUGUGGACAGCAAAGGUUAUUCUACGUGGCUUAAACUAAAUAAAAAGGUGACACAGCAAGAUGUUAAAAAAGAGAAUCCUUUACAGUUCAAAUUCAGAGCUAAAUUCUUUCCUGAAGACGUUUCUGAGGAAUUAAUUCAAGAAAUAACCCAGAGACUUUUCUUCUUGCAAGUUAAGGAAGCCAUCUUGAAUGAUGAGAUAUAUUGUCCGCCAGAAACUGCAGUUCUUUUGGCUUCCUAUGCUGUCCAAGCCAAGUAUGGAGAUUAUAAUAAAGAGAUUCAUAAACCAGGCUACCUGGCUAAUGAUAGACUCCUACCCCAGCGUGUUUUGGAACAACACAAACUGACAAAAGAACAGUGGGAAGAAAGAAUACAGAACUGGCAUGAAGAACACAGAGGAAUGCUGAGGGAGGAUUCUAUGAUGGAAUACCUGAAGAUUGCCCAAGAUCUAGAAAUGUAUGGAGUCAACUAUUUUGAAAUAAAAAAUAAAAAGGGAACUGAAUUGUGGCUAGGCGUUGAUGCUUUGGGUCUGAAUAUUUAUGAGCAUGAUGACAAGUUAACACCAAAAAUUGGUUUUCCUUGGAGUGAAAUCAGAAAUAUUUCAUUUAAUGACAAAAAAUUUGUUAUAAAGCCGAUCGACAAAAAGGCACCUGAUUUUGUUUUUUAUGCACCUCGUCUGAGAAUCAACAAACGGAUUUUGGCUUUAUGUAUGGGAAACCAUGAACUAUACAUGCGAAGAAGAAAGCCUGAUACUAUUGAAGUGCAGCAGAUGAAGGCUCAGGCGAGGGAGGAGAAACAUCAGAAGCAGUUGGAAAGGGCACAACUAGAGAAUGAAAAGAAGAAGAGGGAGAUAGCAGAAAAGGAGAAGGAAAGGAUAGAGCGGGAAAAGGAGGAGCUGAUGGAGCGGCUGCGGCAGAUUGAAGAGCAGACGGUGAAAGCCCAGAAAGAACUAGAAGAACAGACUCGAAAAGCUCUGGAACUGGACCAGGAACGAAAACGAGCAAAGGAAGAAGCAGAAAGGCUUGAAAAGGAACGUCGAGCUGCUGAAGAAGCCAAGUCUGCUAUCGCAAAACAAGCUGCCGACCAGAUGAAGAAUCAGGAACAACUGGCAGCAGAACUUGCUGAAUUCACUGCCAAGAUUGCACUUCUAGAAGAAGCCAAGAAGAAAAAGGAGGAGGAAGCUACUGAGUGGCAGCACAAGGCUUUUGCAGCCCAGGAAGAUUUGGAAAAGACCAAAGAAGAACUAAAAACUGUGAUGUCUGCCCCCCCUCCACCUCCGCCACCACCAGUUGUUCCUCCAACAGAAAAUGAACACGAUGAGCAUGAUGAGAAUAAUGCUGAAGCUAGCGCUGAAUUAUCAAAUGAUGGGGUGAUGAACCAUCGAAGUGAAGAGGAACGUGUAACAGAAACUCAAAAAAAUGAGCGUGUUAAGAAGCAACUCCAGGCACUAAGUUCAGAAUUAGCCCAAGCCAGAGAUGAAACCAAGAAAACGCAAAAUGAUGUUCUUCACGCUGAGAAUGUUAAAGCGGGCCGUGAUAAGUACAAGACUCUGCGGCAGAUUCGACAAGGCAACACCAAGCAGCGGAUUGAUGAGUUUGAAGCCAUGUGGGGACCCAAACUGUAUGCAUUGUUCCAGAUGCGUUCUUGCCAAAGCAGUAUAAAGCAAAUGUAACGGUUAGGAAGAAGGCUCCCUCCCUCGCUAGGUCCCUGGUGCCUGACACAUGGCAAGCUGUCGGAGAAGGACGUACCGAGACCUGCCUGAUGUUCCAAAUCCAGAAUCCCAGCGGGAGCCAGAUGGACAAGCAUUCCUUCCACCAGGGCCCUUGCUGGUGGUUCUCUUCACUGAGUCUCAGUUUACUGUUGGUUUUCCCUUUCUUGCUAUUCUGUCUCUCUCCAAACCCCUCUUGACUGCCUUUCCUAGGGACAGACCUUAGAAAAGUGGGCCAGGACUUGAGGCUUUCGGCCCUGCUCCCUGCCGGCCCAAGCCAGCAGCCCUUGUACCCUGUCUUCAAGGCACCACCCCCUAAAGAGAUGCCUGAAGGCAUUAGCUUCUGAGAACCCACGUUUUCUGCAUGACUAGCUUGUAAGGAGGGAUACAGGGAGAGAAUUUCCAAGAAUUUUCCACUUUUUCAAAAAACGUAUGUGACUUAUUUUUGGCUUUGAACUGAGAGCAAACUUUGUGGUGUACCGCUCUGUUUACUUGUGCACAUCUGUGGAAUCCGGAGAGCUUCACACAACAUUCCCUUUCCUGUCUGGGCUGUUUGUAUAAUUGUAUAUACAUGUAGCAAUAAAUACAUUCUAACAUCA